AUGGCCAAGUUUUGCCGACAGUGCGGGACGCCGCUGCACGGCCGCCGGUUCUGCUCCGAGUGCGGCGCCGACUCGGGGCCGUCGCAGCGAGACAUUCACCUGGCGCCGGCGCCGCAGCCCCAAGCAUACGCGCCGGCGGCGACGUCUUACUACGCCCCGGCGGCCGAGCCGCAGCCAUCGUACCACGCACCCGCGCCAGUGGCAGACCCAUCGUCGUACUAUGCGCCACCGCCAGCAGCGUCGUCAUCUUCCUAUUACGCGCCAGCACCUUCGCUGACGCCUGCUACGCCAUCGCUGCCGCCCGCUGCCCUCGGUGACGAAGCCACGUCGCUCUACAAGCGCAUCAUUGCGACCGUCCGCGCGGCGCAUCGCGGCGAGAACGAAGAAGGUGCUGUAAAGGCUUUCAAGCGCGACUGUAAGCACUACGGCCAAGGCCGCCUCACCGCCGAGGCGUUCACGACCAACGUCUAUGGCUACUUUGGAGAGUACAUGAUGGAGUCGAUGAUGCCGCAGCUCGUGCGUCUCAUUCCCGACGACACCAAGCGCGCCGACCUUAUGAAUGCGUACGUGUACCUCGCGGCCAACCGCCCGAAAGGCGGCGGCUCAUCGUCGUCGGCGUCGACACUGUCGUCGUCUUCGCUCUCGACGACGCCGGCGUCCACGUACACGGCGCCGUCCGUCAAGGAGACGAGGCCGCGCUCCGACAAGCCGUCGUGCCACAUCUGCGCGCAGACGUUUGACCUCAUGCACCGGAAACGCCAGUGCCGCAAGUGCGGGCGCGACACGUGCUCGAGCUGCUCGGCGACGCGGAUGCUCAUUCCGCCGGGCCACGAGCACGCGUCGGCCAAAGGCUUUGACCCGGCGGCGCCCCAACGCGUCUGCACAGCCUGUGGGCCGAUGCUGCAGCCACUCCAAGAGAAGCUCAUUACGGCAUUCGCCAACGCCAACAAGGCGAGCGAAGCGCCCAAGUCCAAGAAAUGGUUUCAGUCGGUCCCGAUCAAACAGUCGAUCGAAGACGAGUGUGAAAAUGCCGGCAAGAUUCUGCGCCAGUUCUUCGACCCGACAAACCUCGACCGGCGCAUUCCCGUCGCGUUCCUGGAACGUGCCCACGGUCUCGCGUUCCUCACGGUUGUCAAGGCCGGGUUGCUCAUCACCGCCAAGCUCGGGUCAGGCCUCGUCAUCACAAAGCUCCCGAACGGCGCGUGGUCGGCGCCCGCCGCCAUCGGGACGACCGGCCUUGGUGGCGGCUUUGAGGGCGGCGGCGAAGUCGUCCAGAUAUUGCUGAUUCUGGGCACCCCGAAAGCCGUCCAGCAGUUCCACGAUACGCAGAUCACGAUUGGCGCCGGCUUGGACGUGACGAUGGGGCCGUACGGACGGUCCGCGACCGUCAUUGCGUCCAUGGCCAAGGGCAACGGUCUCGGCGCCAACUACAGCUACUCGCACUCGAAAGGGCUCUUCGCCGGCAUCUCGCUGCAUGGCGCCGUCAUCAACUGCCGGUCGGACGCGAACCGCGACUUUUAUGGUCGGCACAUCCAGCCCGCUGAGAUCUUAUCGGGGGUCGUGCCCCCGCCCCGCGCAGCCGGUCGACUGUACGAAGCCAUUGACGCUGCGAUGCAGAGCUGCGUCGACUAUCGGCAAGAGCAAGAGGUCAAGCUCCACCGCGAGUGCUCCAUGUUUGGCUGUCCCUGCGACCGCUUUCGACCGCAAAAGUUUUCAACCAAGUGCGGCAACUGCAACCACCCGCACUAA
This is a messenger RNA of Saprolegnia diclina VS20, 1749 nucleotides long. RefSeq lists its product as hypothetical. Bases 1 to 1749 code for a protein of 582 amino acids. Gene Ontology annotation, molecular function: phosphatidylinositol binding; metal ion binding. The record is from RefSeq and is a predicted model, not a curated record. The transcript has a single exon. Lineage: Eukaryota; Oomycota; Saprolegniomycetes; Saprolegniales; Saprolegniaceae.